GAAGUCAUGGACCAUGGGAACAUCACCGCAGAUUUCAUCCUCCUGGGCCUCUUCAACCACACUACAGCCCAUCAGAUUCUCUUUGGGGUAAUUGUAGCUGUUAUGGUCAUCUCACUCCUUGGCAAUGGCCUCAUGGUUCUCCUGAUUCACGAGGACCCCCAGCUGCACACACCCAUGUACUUCCUGCUGAGCCAGCUUUCCCUCAUGGACUUGGUGCUCAUCUCCACCAUCGUGCCCAAGAUGACAGCUGCCUACUUGACUGGAAACAAGUUCAUCUCCCCAGUGGGCUGUGGGCUGCAGAUAUUCUUCUUCCAGACAACUGGUGGUGCAGAGUGCUUUCUCUUAGGAGCCAUGUCCUAUGACCGCUAUGUGGCUGUGUGCCACCCGCUGCGGUAUGCCAACCUUAUGAGCUGGCCAUUGUGUCUGAGAAUGGCUUUGGUGUCCUGGUUCCUGGGGGCAGUGGAUGGCCUCAUGCAGGCUGCUUUUUCCUUGAGCUUUCCCUUCUGCAACAGACAUGAGAUCAAUCAUUUCUUCUGUGAGACCCCCACACUGGUGCGCUUGGCCUGCAGUGACACCUCUGCCUUUGAGUAUAUCAUGUACAUCUGCUGCGUGCUGAUGCUCCUCAUCCCCUUGUCCCUCAUCCUCAUGUCCUACAGCCUCAUCCUCACUGCUGUCCUGCACAUGUGCUCCACAGAAGCCCGCAAGAGGGUCUUUGCCACCUGUUCCUCCCAUUUGGCCGUGGUGGGACUCUAUUAUGGUGGUGCGAUUUUCAUCUACAUGAGACCCAAAUCCUACAGGUUAGUUAAACAUGAUAAGGUCGUGUCUGCAUUCUAUACCAUCUUCACCCCUAUGCUAAACCCCAUUAUCUAUAGUCUGAGGAACAAUGAGGUCAAGGGAGCCCUGAGGAAGUGUCUCAGCCACUUAAGAAAUGAUGUCAGAAGUAACUGA
Messenger RNA from Heterocephalus glaber (naked mole-rat), 948 nucleotides. Its product is annotated as olfactory receptor 2T8. Gene Ontology annotation, molecular function: olfactory receptor activity; G protein-coupled receptor activity. Gene Ontology annotation, biological process: G protein-coupled receptor signaling pathway. Lineage: Eukaryota; Metazoa; Chordata; Mammalia; Rodentia; Bathyergidae. The record is from RefSeq and is a predicted model, not a curated record. Gene Ontology annotation, cellular component: membrane.